Molecule: messenger RNA, 429 nt
Organism: Anneissia japonica
Lineage: Eukaryota; Metazoa; Echinodermata; Crinoidea; Comatulida; Comatulidae
Product: neurotrypsin-like
Exons: 4
Coding region: 46-429 (127 amino acids)
Cellular component (GO): membrane
Source: RefSeq, a predicted model, not a curated record
AAAGAACUUGGUCUAGGGAAUUCAGGAAAAGCGUAUACAGCCUCAAUGAACUUUGGCUUUGAUAGUUGGAGGGGAACAAUUGAGUUUUACGCAUUUGAGUGCAAUGGAGAUGAGGAUACAUUAAGUAAAUGCAAGCACGAAUCGUAUGUCGCAAGAUAUGAUUGUCCCACCCACUAUGUAGCAGGACUACGUUGCUACCAAGACUACGAUGUCCGUUUAACUGGCAGUGCUCCAAAUCCUGACAUGGCUGGACGGUUGGAGAUCUACAUGAAUGGUAGCUGGGAAACUAUAUGUGAUGCGGGCUGGGGUGACGAAGAUGCGGUCGUUGCGUGCCGACAAUUAGGCCUAUUUAGAGGUCACCUUGAUCAACAAGCUGUAGCAACUGUCUCUUAUACACAUCUGCAGUGUCUGCCGGAACUUUGGCUUUGA